AUGGAUAAUUUACUUUUUGACAAUACAAUACGAUUUGUUAAGGUUCGUGCACCUGUUGAUAAUGUUGAAACAAUGGAAUCAAUGAUUUUCAAGUUUACUGAAAGUUUAGGACGUCGUAGUCAAAUUGAAACAAUUUAUUUUAAUACUUUUAAUGGUGUUCUUAAAAUUCGCCAAUACAGAAAUGCUGAUAAUUAUGGUGAAUUAAUUUCUUAUACAAAAGCACCAAGUAAGUCAAGAAAAUGUGUAGGAGAGAUGAAGUAUGCUACACUAGAAAAUUGUAUUGAAACAACGUCCGUACUUUCAUAUGCUUUAGGAGAAAAAACUGGAAUUAAUAUAUUAAGAAGACAAUUUGAGAAAGAUUGUAUUAUAAUUAAUUUAGAUUUUGUUGAAGGUUUAGGACAUUUUAUGAGUUUAAAAUAUAUUUUGGAUAAAGAUAAAAAUAUUUCUGAUGAAGAAGCAUUUAAAAUAAUAACUGAUAUUAUGAAGAAACAUUUUAACUAUGUGAAGAAAGAUUUUUUACCAGUUAGUACUUAUGUAGAUCUCUUGAAAUGUAAUGGUUUACCUGAUAGUGAUUAUGAUGAAGAUCAUACCAGUGAUUCAUCAUAA
This is a messenger RNA of Strongyloides ratti, 606 nucleotides long. Its product is annotated as CYTH-like domain-containing protein. The transcript has 2 exons. The record is from RefSeq and is a predicted model, not a curated record. The coding region runs from base 1 to 606 and encodes 201 amino acids. NCBI's taxonomy places the organism in Eukaryota, Metazoa, Nematoda, Chromadorea, Rhabditida, Strongyloididae.